GUUCCGGCGAAGGGGGAGACGAAGCAGGAUUGCUGCGUGAAAACAGAGCUGCUGAGGGAAGAGCUCUCUAUGGCAGCUGAUGGAGGCUCAGCAGAGAAGCAGGGAGGAGAGGCCCCUGUGGCCGCAGACAGCGAAGCCAACGGGUCCUGUGGAAAGAGCGAGGCUAGUGGUCACGUGACUGCAGCACAGCACACUCAGGAGAACACGGUGGUCAGCCCACAGGAAGGUACCAACAGACUAGCCCGGAUAGCUGAAAAUGGGGUUUCAGAAAGAGACAGUGAAACGGGGAAGCAAAACCACAUCAACACAGAUGACUUCACACAGACUUCUGUCAUCGGGAGCAAUGGGUACUUCUUGAAUAAACCACCCCUGCAGGAGCAGCCCAUGCGGAUUACCAGCACUUUGGCUUCCUCGCUUCCUGGUCAUGCUGCGAAAACCCUUCCCGGAGGUUCUGGCAAAGGGAGGACUCCCAGUGCUUUUUCUCAGACGCCAGCCACAGCGCCGGCCAAGCUCGGGGAAGCAAGUAAAGACGCAGAGGACAAGAAGCCCACGGCCCCUGGUGCCGACGUCAAGGUUCACAGGGCACGGAAGACCAUGCCAAAAUCCAUCCUGGGCCUGCAUGCAGCCAGUAAGGAUCCCAGAGAAGUUCAAGAAGCUCGAGAUCAUGAGGAGCCAAAAGAGGAGAUCAACAAAAAUCUUUCUGAUUUUGGACGACAGCAGCUUUUACCCCCCUUCCCACCCCUCCAUCAGUCACUACCUCAAAACCAGUGCUACGUGGCCACCACAAAGUCACAGACAGCUUGCUUGCCUUUUGUUUUAGCAGCUGCAGUAUCUCGGAAGAAAAAACGAAGAAUGGGAACCUAUAGCCUGGUUCCUAAGAAAAAGACCAAAGUAUUAAAACAGAGGACGGUGAUUGAGAUGUUUAAGAGUAUAACUCAUUCCACUGUGGGUUCCAAGGGCGACAAGGACCUGGGCGCCAGCACCCUUCACGUGAAUGGGGAAAGCUUGGAGCUGGACUCAGAGGAGGACGAGUCGGAGGAGCUUGAUGAGGAAGAGGAGCAGGGGGCCGAGCAGGCUGCUGCAUUUCCCACAGAGGACAGCAGGACCUCUAAGGGGGGAAGUGUGUCAGAAACUGACCGCACCCAGAAGACGGACGGCGAGUCUGAAGAGGAGCAGGAGUCAGCCGGCACCGGGGAGGAAGACGAGGAUGGAGAUGAGUCCGAUCUGAGUUCUGAAUCCAGUAUCAAGAAGAAGUUUCUCAAGAGGAAAGGAAAGCCUGACAGCCCUUGGAUCAAGCCGGCUAGGAAACGGAGGCGGAGAAAUAAAAAGAAGCAAAGCGGUGUGCUGGGUUCCGAAGCAUAUACGUCAUCUUCAGGAAGCGCAGAGCAAACGGCGCCUGGAGACAGCACUGGGUACAUGGAAGUCUCUCUGGACUCCCUGGAUCUCCGUGUCAAGGGGACGCUGCCCUCACAAGCAGAAGGGCUGGCCAAUGGUCCCGACGUGGUGGAGACAGAUGGCCUUCAGGAAGUGCCCCUCUGCAGCUGCCGGAUGGAAACCCCGAAAAGCCGAGAGAUCACCACUCUGGCCAACAACCAGUGCAUGGCUACGGAAAGUGUGGACCACGAACUGGGCAGGUGCACCAACAGCGUGGUCAAGCAUGAGCUAAUGCGCCCGUCCAGCAAAGCCCCACUCUUGGUGCUUUGUGAAGACCACCGGGGCCGGAUGGUGAAGCACCAGUGCUGUCCCGGCUGUGGCUACUUCUGCACAGCGGGUAAUUUUAUGGAGUGUCAGCCUGAGAGCAGCAUCUCCCACCGCUUUCACAAGGACUGCGCCUCUCGAGUCAAUAAUGCCAGCUACUGUCCCCACUGCGGGGAGGAGAUCUCCAAGGCCAAAGAGGUGACCAUCGCAAAAGCAGACACGACCUCCACCGUGACGCUGGCCCCCGGGCCGGACAAGAGCUCCUUGGUGGAGGGCAGGGCUGACACGACCACAGGCAGCACUGCUGGACCACCGCUCUUGGAGGACGGCAAGCCGCAGGGCACAGCCCCCCAGGCAGCCGAGGGCUUCGACCCCACGGGGCCUGCCGGGCUGGUGAAGCCGGCCCCCGGCCUUUCCCAGGGACCAGGGAAGGAGACCUUGGAAAGUGCUCUGAUCGCUCUGGACUCGGAAAAACCCAAGAAGCUUCGCUUCCAUCCGAAGCAGCUGUACUUCUCCGCCAGGCAAGGAGAGCUGCAGAAGGUGCUGCUCAUGCUAGUUGAUGGGAUCGACCCCAACUUCAAGAUGGAACACCAGAGCAAGCGCUCCCCGCUGCAUGCCGCCGCAGAGGCCGGCCACGUGGACAUCUGCCACAUGCUGAUUCAGGCGGGCGCGAAUAUUGACACCUGCUCAGAAGACCAGAGAACCCCAUUGAUGGAGGCAGCAGAAAACAACCAUUUAGAUGCAGUGAAGUACCUCAUCAAGGCCGGGGCCCUCGUGGAUCCUAAGGAUGCAGAGGGCUCCACCUGUCUGCACCUCGCUGCCAAGAAGGGUCACUAUGAUGUAGUUCAGUAUCUGCUUUCAAAUGGACAAAUGGACGUCAACUGUCAGGAUGACGGCGGCUGGACACCCAUGAUUUGGGCCACUGAGUAUAAGCAUGUGGAGCUCGUGAAGCUGCUGCUGUCCAAGGGUUCCGACAUCAACAUCCGGGAUAAUGAGGAGAACAUCUGCCUGCACUGGGCUGCGUUCUCGGGCUGUGUGGACAUAGCCGAGAUCCUCCUGGCUGCCAGGUGUGACCUCCAUGCCGUGAACGUCCACGGAGACUCGCCCCUGCACAUUGCUGCCAGGGAGGACCGCUACGCCUGUGUCCUCCUCUUUCUUUCUCGGGAUUCAGAUGUCACCUUGAAAAACAAGGAGGGAGAGACGCCCCUGCAGUGUGCAAGCCUCAACUCCCAGGUGUGGGACGCACUGCAGAUGAGCCGGGCGCUGCGAGACGCAGCCCCCGACAGGCCUGUCCCGAUGGAGAAGACGGUGAGCAGAGACAUUGCUCGAGGCUAUGAGCGAAUCCCCAUCCCGUGUGUCAAUGCUGUGGACAGCGAGCCGUGCCCCAGCAACUACAAGUAUGUUUCUCAGAACUGUGUGACGUCUCCCAUGAACAUUGACAGAAACAUCACCCAUUUGCAGUACUGCGUGUGCAUCGACGACUGUUCUUCCAGCAACUGCAUGUGUGGCCAGCUCAGUAUGCGCUGCUGGUAUGACAAGGACGGCCGGCUGCUGCCGGAGUUCAACAUGGCGGAGCCGCCUUUGAUCUUUGAGUGCAACCAUGCCUGUUCCUGCUGGAGAAGCUGCCGGAACCGAGUCGUGCAGAACGGCCUCAGGGCAAGGCUGCAGCUCUACCGGACACAGAACAUGGGCUGGGGCGUGCGGUCCCUGCAGGAUAUCCCCCUGGGCACCUUCGUCUGCGAGUAUGUCGGGGAGCUCAUCUCUGACUCGGAAGCUGACGUUCGGGAAGAAGACUCUUACCUCUUUGAUCUUGACAACAAGGAUGGCGAGGUAUACUGCAUCGAUGCUCGGUUCUACGGGAACGUCAGCCGCUUCAUCAACCACCACUGCGAGCCCAACCUGGUGCCCGUGCGCGUGUUCAUGUCACACCAGGACCUGCGGUUUCCCAGGAUUGCCUUCUUCAGCACCCGCCUGAUUGAGGCUGGGGAGCAGCUGGGGUUUGACUAUGGGGAGCGCUUCUGGGACAUCAAAGGCAAGCUGUUCAGCUGCCGGUGUGGCUCCCCCAAGUGCCGGCACUCCAGCACGGCCCUGGCGCAGCGGCAGGCCAGCGCCACCCAGGAGGGCCAGGAGAAUGGCCUGCCUGACACCAGCUCCUUCACCGCCGACCCCCUAUGAGUGGCAGC
Odobenus rosmarus divergens (Pacific walrus) is the source of this 3881-nucleotide messenger RNA. RefSeq names its product euchromatic histone-lysine N-methyltransferase 1 (gene EHMT1). The record is from RefSeq and is a predicted model, not a curated record. Gene Ontology annotation, molecular function: p53 binding; histone H3K9 methyltransferase activity; zinc ion binding. Gene Ontology annotation, cellular component: nucleus. Lineage: Eukaryota; Metazoa; Chordata; Mammalia; Carnivora; Odobenidae. The transcript has 26 exons. Bases 70 to 3873 code for a protein of 1267 amino acids.